Chlorocebus sabaeus (green monkey) is the source of this 2932-nucleotide messenger RNA. The record is from RefSeq and is a predicted model, not a curated record. NCBI's taxonomy places the organism in Eukaryota, Metazoa, Chordata, Mammalia, Primates, Cercopithecidae.
UAAUACAAGAUGAUUGGCAAUAAAGUACUAAAGUGAAGGUGGAGACGGUUCCCUGGAGGGAGAUAUUAAUGUGCGCGAGAGUGGUUGAAAAAAACUUCAUGGAGCUGGUGAGACUAGAAGAGUAAACUGAAAAUUAAAGAGACGAUUCAGAGACAGUGCUAAGAAAAAGGAGAUCAUUCCAGGCAAGGAGGAACUGAAGGGAAAGGGGGACAAAUAAUUGUUUCUCCCUCAAUCUAGAACUUUGCAACAGACAAAUAGAUGUAUUAGCAACAUAAACCUCACAGUCUGGGUGUGGACAUAAUCGGUAUCCUGACGGCACCCAAACACGAGUGACUUGGCAAUGCAUGUGGAAGGGUUGGGCAAAAACAAAAACUGAUCAAGGCUUUCUGAGGUUGCUGUGCUUUGUGGUAAAGAUAAUAGGAUCCUAAUGAUAAUUGGUCCCUGUGCCAUGGGACUGAAAAGGGAAAUAAACAAACACUGGAAAACUACCGAGUUACGAACGCUGCACAUAGUACCAUGGUGCAUCAGUAUCAGGAAAUGCUGGGCUGCCAUUAGCAGGGAUGUUUGCAGAGUUUCAGUGGCAUCGGAAAAUGUUUAAGACACAGUAAGAGAAAAAGAAAAGUGAAAGCAUAUGUAUACAGUAUGAUCUCAACUAUACAGGAAAUACAUAGAAAAAAAUUACUGAAACAUAUAUGACCCUCAAUUUAGGAAAUUAAGUGAAUGAUAGUCAUCCAAUGCAUGGUAUAGAUCCGGUGUCAUAGAUUUAGGGUUUUUUUCCUGGAAAUCCAUUAUAUACCACCAAAAUACCCAAUUUAGUCACAAAAAUAAGUGAAAAAACCUACACAGAUAUGCCAUUACAAGCAUUAAGAACAUAAGAGCAGCAUUUCAUAUGAAAGUUACCUCACAAUUGUUCCUUUUAGGGAUUUUUCUCCAUGGGCUGGCAAAGCUUCUUAAACUGGCAAUACUGCUGAAAAUAUAAAUAUUUUUAAUUUUUCAUGAAUAUGCAUUCUUUUUUUCCUUUCCUUUUUCAUUUUCCUUUGCAUUUCUGUGCUGAAUAUGCAAGUCAGCUUUCCUUCUGAGUUUUCCUGUAGCAAACAUAGUCAUUCUUGUCUGAAUGAAGAACCUUAGAACUGAGUUCAAUAUUAGGGUCAUCUGUCUCAGAAAUUUUGACUGCAUGAACACAUCCAGAAGUCUGAAUGGUGAACCCACUGUGGCAAUUCCAAUAAUGAUACCUUUUGCCAUAUUAUUAUAAGCAAAGUGGUAAUCCAAGACACUGCCAACUUGUUAGUGCUGGCUUAAACCUCCACAAGACAUGAGCUCAGGCACUGGUUACAGCUUAAGUCUUCUAAGUACUGGUAUGAGUCAUUGCUGGGGUCAUUGUUGGCCAUUUAUAAUGAGAAAGACAAAGGAGGGGGUCCCAUUAUGUGAUAAAAUGCUAACAGUGGCUCAAUAGACAUCCACAUAAAAAUGUAAGCUCCUAUUGGAUAUCCACAUGCAAAAGAAGGAAGUUGGACCUUUACCUUACAUUAUACUCACCAAAAUGAAUCACCAACGUAAACAUAAGAAAUAAAGCUGUAGGAGAGGCGAGCAGCGCUGGUGCUGGGCUUCUUCUCCUGAAGGGGCUGCAAGAGGGAAGACUUAGCCAUGUCAUCCUUGAUCAAAAGAGUGAUCAGCACUGCAAAAGCUCCAGGGGCCAUUGGACCCUACAGUCAAGCUGUGUUAGUCAACAGGACCAUUUACAUUUCAAGACAGAUAGGCAUGGACCCUUCAAGUGGACAGCUUGUGUCAGGAGGGAUAGCAGAAGAAGCUAAACAAGCUCUUAAAAACAUGGGUGAAAUUCUGAAAGCUGCAGGCUAUGACUUCACUAAUGUGAAAACAGCUGUUCUUCUGGCUGACAUAAAUGACUUCAAUACUGUCAAUGAAGUCUACAAACAGUAUUUCAAGAGUAAUUUUCCUGCCAGAGCUGCUUACCAAGUUGCUGCUUUGCCCAAAGGUAGCCGAAUUGAAAGUGAAGCAGUAGCUGUCCAAGCACCGCUGACAACAGCAUCACUAUAAGUGGGCCAGUGCUUUGUAGUCUGGAAUUGUCAACAUUUUAAUAUCUACAACUGAUGUAACAUCUUAAUUAACCUUUUAAUUUUCACAGUUGAUGACAGUGUGAGCUUGAUGAAAGUAUCUGAAGUUAUUAUGGAAAUACCAUAUAAUAGGGAGAGUUAAACGUGAAUUGAAGAUUAGAGAAGGAAUCCGGUUACUGUUUUACAUUACACCUGUAUUACUGAAUAUAGGAAAGAGAUACCCAUUACGUAGUUACUUAAUAAAUAAAAGAGAAAUAACAGGUGGGAAAGAAGAGUAAUUAUUCCUGAGAAAUAAUCAAGAACAUACCUAAUUCAAACUAAUGAUGUGAAUGAUUUAGUUUUCAUAUCAGGUAUGUGAUUCUGCUUCUACUUGAGUAAAAUUUAAGUGUUUAAAUUUGAGGUUAAGGAGAAGAAAGUGGACCAAAAUUUAAUAUGGAUAAUAUUUUUCUAAUGGAAAUAAAACAGACUUGCAGAUUUCAAAAAAAAAAAAAAAAAGAAAAAAGAAAGAAAGAAAGAAAAAGAAAUAAAGCUGUAAAACUCUUAGAAGAAAACAUAGACCAAACGCCUCAUGACACUGGAUUUAACAGUGAUUUCUUGAAUGUGACACCACAAGCACAAGCCACAAAAGGAAAAAUAGAGAAAUUGCACUUCAUCAAAAUUAAAAACUUCUGUGCAUCAAAGGACACUAUAAACAGAAUGAAAAGCAACCCAUGGAAAGGGAGAAAAUAUUAGCAGAUUUAUACCUAAUAAAGAAUUAAUAUCAAGAAUGUUCAGAACUAUAACUCAAUAACAAAAACUAAUUUGAAAGUGGCCAAAGGACUUGAAUAGACAUUUCUUUUUUGUUGUUUUAUUUCAAUAGG